AUGGAGGUUCCAGCAGGGCAGAAUAAGCAGAAAGAGCAGGAUUUUUUGGUGGCUUCAAUUUCGCAGCUUUCGAUUUCGAACAGCACUUCACCGCAGGUGGUUGCGAAAUUCCACUACGACUCUGGAGUUGCGGAGCUCCGCUUCGACCCGGAAUCCGACUCGAAUGCCUCUGUUCACUUCGUUCUCCACACUUCUCGGCUUUUCAAGUUAAGUCCAUUUCAAUCAGUAUGUAUAUCUGAAGCUUCUGAAAUGGAUAAAGAGAAAAGCUAUUCCAGGGGAAUCUCCAUUCAAUUCAGAAAUGAGGAGGAAAGUAGGAACUUCCAUUGUGCAUUUGAGCAAUGGAAGAAGGAAGUGGUCGUUCAAGAAUCGGAUUUUCCAAAUGGGACAGUGUUAUCAUCUCAAAGCAAGUUUGAUGACAAAAUAGAGGCGUCAUCUGCUAAAAUGUACUUUCAUUACUACGGACAACUUCUACACCAGCAAAAUAUGAUGCAGGAUUACGUUAGGACAGGAACUUAUUACGCUGCGGUCAUGGAGAACCGUGUGGACUUUGCUGGCCGUGUAGUUGUUGAUGUUGGUGCUGGUAGUGGCAUUUUGUCAUUAUUCGCUGCUCAGGCUGGUGCAAGACAUGUUUAUGCUGUGGAAGCAUCAGAAAUGGCAGAAUAUGCUAGUAAACUUAUAGAUGGUAAUCCAUCUCUUGGCGAAAGGAUCACGGUCAUUAAGGGUAAGGUUGAAGAGGUUGAAUUACCUGAGAAAGCAGAUAUUUUGAUCUCUGAGCCAAUGGGCACUUUGCUAGUCAAUGAGAGAAUGUUGGAGUCCUACAUAAUUGCAAGAGAUCGAUUUCUUGUUCCAAAUGGAAAAAUGUUUCCAACUAUAGGAAGAAUACAUAUGGCGCCAUUUAGCGAUGAGUAUCUGUACAUGGAAAUUGCGAAUAAGGCUUUGUUUUGGCAGCAACAAAAUUAUUACGGCGUUAAUUUGGCUCCUUUGCAAAGUACUGCAUUCCAAGGAUACUUUUCACAGCCAGUGGUGGAUGCUUUUGAUCCUAGACUAUUGGUGGCUCCUGCAAUUUCCCAUGUGAUAGACUUCACUUCUGCAAAGGAAGAAGAAUUGUAUGAAAUUGACAUCCCAUUGAAAUUUGUAUCUUCCGUGGGCACCAGAGUCCAUGGUUUGGCUUGUUGGUUUGAUGUAUUGUUUAAUGGGAGCACUGUGCAACGGUGGCUUACCACUGCUCCUGGUGCGCCUACAACACACUGGUACCAGCUGCGUUGCGUUCUCGCCCAACCAAUUUAUGUGAUGCCUGGACAAGAAAUAGUUGGUCGACUCCAUAUGGUUUCCCAUAAAGCUCAGAGUUACACCCUUUACCUUACAUUGUCAGCUAAAAUGUGGGGCCCUGGUGCUGAGCAAGGAGGAAUACUCCAGACGUCAUCCGGAAAACUUGAUCUCAAAGAGCCCUAUUAUCGGUUGUCUCAACCACAGGCCUAUCCAUUGCCACAAGAUCAACAAUCAAAUCAGCUAUUACAAACACAGGAUAUACAAAUACAAGCUCAGGACGAAGAGGGGUCGGAUUUGAUGCAACAAACGCUACAGGAUUCUGGUGCCGAGCUACACUCACUCUGA
This is a messenger RNA of Fraxinus pennsylvanica, 1614 nucleotides long. The record is from the annotation of a GenBank genome assembly. Lineage: Eukaryota; Viridiplantae; Streptophyta; Magnoliopsida; Lamiales; Oleaceae.